Strigops habroptila (Kakapo) is the source of this 3706-nucleotide messenger RNA. Its product is annotated as vacuolar protein sorting-associated protein 35-like. Lineage: Eukaryota; Metazoa; Chordata; Aves; Psittaciformes; Psittacidae. The transcript has 17 exons. The record is from RefSeq and is a predicted model, not a curated record. The coding region runs from base 670 to 2973 and encodes 767 amino acids. Gene Ontology annotation, cellular component: retromer complex; retromer, cargo-selective complex; late endosome. Gene Ontology annotation, biological process: retrograde transport, endosome to Golgi; intracellular protein transport.
UUGAGUCAUAGAAGUGAUGGUUGGAAGGAACCUUUAUCUCCUAUAACCCUCCUCCUUGAAGCAGGAUCAUCAAUGUUGGAUCAGAUCAGCCUUGGUUUUGUCUAGCUGGGUGAUGGAAAACCUUCAAGGGCAGUUUCACUGCCUAUUUGGGUGUGAUGGAGGCAAUAAGAGUGUUGCUUGGCAUUGUCUGUUUCCUGUAUGUGGAAAAGGGUACAGGGGAAAGCAAGGGGGAGAUACUGUCUGUGACUCUUUAGGGAAGAUUCCAAUUGCAGAACAAGAACCUAAUUAAAUACAGGAGAAAACAGGGGUGUGCCAAGGCUGCAGUGCUCUAUAACUAGGAAUUUCCUGAUAAAUUAAAACCUCUCUAUUUUAAUGAAGACCUCAGUUUUAACCUCAAUGCCUAAAAGACACUUAUGGGGACUGCACGCAUGGGGUGUGUGGGAGGAGUUGGUACUGAGGAUACUGGUUUUAAGAAGGUUAGGGUGAUGUAGCUCAUAGCCUGCUAGCUCGUUACUGAGAUUUAGUUAAAAAGAGGAUAGUCUCUGAAUCAUAAGGAAAUGCAGCAUGAUCCUUGGAAAGGCAAAAGAUGUUGAAGGCCUUUGAGGAGAGGAUGAACAGGAAAAACUCCUGGAUGAAGCCAUUCAGGCUGUGAAGGUGCAGUCUUUCCAGAUGAAGAGAUGCUUGGACAAAAACAAGCUCAUGGAUGCUCUGAAACAUGCUUCCAACAUGCUUGGUGAGCUGCGGACUUCUAUGUUAUCUCCAAAGAGCUAUUAUGAGCUCUACAUGGCAAUUUCUGAUGAGCUGCACUACUUGGAAGUCUACCUGACAGAUGAAUUUGCCAAAGGAAGGAAAGUGGCAGACCUUUAUGAGCUAGUACAGUAUGCUGGAAAUAUUAUUCCAAGACUGUAUCUCCUGAUAACAGUAGGUGUCGUCUAUGUCAAGUCAUUUCCACAGUCCAGGAAAGAUAUUUUGAAAGACCUGGUGGAGAUGUGCCGUGGAGUACAGCAUCCUCUUAGAGGCCUCUUUCUUAGGAACUAUCUCUUGCAAUGUACCAGGAAUAUCUUACCAGAUGAAGGCGAGCAAGCAGAUGAAGAAACCACUGGAGACAUCAGUGAUUCAAUGGAUUUUGUGCUGCUGAACUUUGCUGAGAUGAACAAACUUUGGGUGCGAAUGCAACACCAGGGCCAUAGUCGGGACAGAGAGAAAAGGGAGCGAGAAAGGCAGGAACUCAGAAUCCUAGUGGGAACAAACCUGGUUCGCCUCAGUCAGUUGGAAGGUGUUAAUGUGGAGCGAUACAAGCAGAUUGUUCUGUCUGGAAUAUUGGAGCAAGUUGUAAACUGUAGAGAUGCUUUAGCUCAGGAGUACCUCAUGGAGUGCAUCAUACAGGUUUUCCCAGAUGAAUUUCACCUCCAAACCUUGAACCCAUUUCUCAGAGCCUGUGCUGAGCUGCACCAAAAUGUGAAUGUGAAAAAUAUAAUUAUUGCUUUAAUUGACAGGUUAGCUUUAUUUGCACAUCGUGAAGAUGGACCUGGUAUCCCAGCAGAUAUCAAACUGUUUGACAUAUUUUCACAGCAGGUGGCUACUAUUAUACAGUCUCGCCAGGACAUGCCCUCAGAGGAUGUGGUAUCUUUGCAAGUUUCUCUCAUUAAUUUGGCUAUGAAAUGCUACCCGGACCGUGUUGACUACAUUGAUAAGGUGUUAGAGACAACUGUGGAAAUAUUCAAUAAACUUAAUCUAGAACAUAUUGCAACAAGCAGUGCUGUUUCAAAGGAACUGACUAGACUUUUGAAGAUCCCUGUUGAUACUUACAACAAUAUCCUGACAGUUCUGAAACUAAAACAUUUUCACCCACUCUUUGAAUACUUUGAUUAUGAGUCCAGGAAGAGCAUGAGUUGUUACGUGCUUAGCAAUGUAUUGGAUUGUAACACACAAAUUGUGUCCCAAGAACAGGUUGAUGCUAUCAUGAAUUUGGUAUCCACGCUGAUCCAGGAUCAACCAGAUCAGCCUGCUGAAGAUCCUGACCCUGAGGACUUUGCUGAUGAGCAGAGUCUUGUGGGAAGAUUUAUUCAUCUCUUACAUUCAGAUGACCCUGACCAACAGUAUCUGAUCCUAAACACUGCCCGGAAACACUUUGGUGCAGGUGGAAACAAACGUAUUCGUUUUACACUGCCACCAUUGGUUUUUGCUGCAUACCAGCUUGCUUUUUGCUACAAAGAGAACUCCGAAGUGGAUGACAAAUGGGAAAAGAAAUGCCAGAAGAUCUUCUUGUUUGCUCAUCAGACCAUCAGUGCUCUGAUCAAAGCAGAACUGGCAGAGCUGCCUCUCCGUCUCUUCCUACAAGGAGCACUGGCUGCAGGAGAGAUUGGCUUUGAGAAUCAUGAAACUGUGGCCUAUGAAUUCAUGUCCCAGGCCUUCUCUCUAUACGAAGAUGAAAUCAGUGAUUCAAAAGCACAGCUGGCUGCAAUCACCUUGAUAAUUGGGGCAUUUGAGAGGAUGAAGUGCUUCAGUGAGGAGAACAAUGAGCCUUUGAGGACUCAGUGUGCCUUGGCAGCCUCUAAGCUCCUUAAAAAGCCAGACCAGUGCCGGGCUGUGAGCACUUGUGCCCAUCUGUUUUGGUCUGGCCAAAAUACUGACAAGAAUGGAGAGGAGCUUCAUGGAGGAAAAAGAGUGAUGGAAUGCCUAAAGAAGGCUCUGAAGAUAGCAAAUCAGUGCAUGGACCCCUCUCUGCAAGUCCAACUUUUCAUAGAAAUUCUGAAUAGAUAUAUCUACUUUUAUGAAAAGGAAAAUGAGGCAGUGACAAUUCAGGUUUUGAAUCAGCUGAUACAGAAGAUAAGAGAAGAUCUCCCAAACCUUGAGUCUACUGAAGAAACAGAACAAAUUAACAAACACUUUCACAACACGCUGGAGCACUUGCGUCUGAGGAGGGAAUCAUCAGAAUCUGAGGGGCAAAUUUAUGAAGGUCUUGUUCUUUAGGAGGAUGCACACUGUACUUAUUUCUUUUUAUUUACAUACCAUGUGUUGGGUUGUUUUUGUUUUUUGGUUUUUUUUCUUAAGAUAGAUUCAUAGGUUGCGCCUUUCAGAAAUGUCAAGUUAACAUUCAUGUGUUCAAUCUGGCACUUCAAACACUUGCGUUGAGUACUCUAACAAAUUUGAAAGGUUGGAGCAGCAACUGCAGGUUUCAUCAGUUAGUAUGGCUGAAACUUUCUUUGAAAUCCAUGUGACAUGGUAGGGCUCUUGAGGUUCUGAUUUCUCUUCUGUCCACUGUUGCUUCUGUAGCACUAGAGUUCUAAAUUGGCAGUGACUGUCAUCUGAAACUCUGUCUGAUCCUUAGAGAGCAUCAGAUUUCUGGGAUUAUUGUAAGAUUCUGCUUGUGCUUUUCUUUUAAUGCAAGUUUAAGACUAAGUGUAAUAUUUUUCCCUAAAAACUACAAUAUAUUAAUGCAUGUUUGGAGAAUUUUAAAGUACCAUGUUCAAAACCAGAAUUUAUAUUUUGCAUAUUAAGGCUCUGACAUUGAGUGAGGGCCAGUACUGUGCACAGGGCAUAUUUAUCAAGAUAACUUUGUUCCAAAUAGUAUAAAAAUAGAGAAAUUGCAAUCUAUAUAGACAUGUAUAACCUUCAUUACUGUAAACUUAGGGGAAAAUGUAUUACACAAGUUUAUUCAGUAUCAUGAUUUUGCACCAGUGAAACAAUAAAGUUGCUAUUAACA